CAUAUAUCAUGUCUAUGGUCUCAACGGCUGCGUUCUGAUAUUCACUGCCAGCACUGAAAUUCUAUAGUAUACGUGACACAAACUAUGUAUUUUCAGUACUGGCAGUGAAUUUCGGAACGCAGCCAACAUCGUCAAUAAGACGCAAAUAACGAGGGAGAGAGGGAAGCUUGAAUGGUUGUCGACAUGAUGACACCGUUGACGUCGCGGAGAACCAUGAUAAUGAACAACAAGGAGUUCUACAGCUUUCGUGUGACUGUACAUAAGGAUAAGUCUGUUGUGAUGAGGAGAAGCUUAGUCAUUCCAUCAUGGCAAUCUCUUACUCAGGAAAAUUUACAACAAAGACUGCGUGACAAGUGUGGAAGUAAAGGAAUCAGUCAUAUUUCUUACAUCGAUGAUGAUGGUGAUGAAAUUCCAAUAGAGUCAGAAUAUGAGUUUCAGGAGGCAUUAAGACUUGCAAAAACUUCUACUCCAAGCAAUAAAGGACUUGUAUUACUUACAAGAUCCUGCAAACUUACUGAAUGGAAUAAUAUUUUGGAUAUGAGACAAUAUAAUGAAAAAAAUGAAAAACAGAAUGUACAGAAUACUGAGAAGAUUAUACAAAGUUGUACCUCAGAUUUAAACAAUAUAACACAUACAAUGACAGAUAUGUCAUGUUAUGUUGAUAAGAUGAGUGAGAAGCAGUCAGAGCCGGUGGUUUCAUAUGAUACAUGGUUAAAAGUUGAUGAUUCAAAUAUUUCAAUGCAAUGGCACUCACCAAAAGUAUUGAAUGAAAAUACUUCACCUCCUCCAUGGUUUACAGAAUAUAUGGAAUCUAUGAAAAAACAAAUGAUGUCUACCAUUACUCAAGAAGUAGUGAAGCAAAUGAAGGAAAUAUUAAACGAACACUUAGACUCCUUUACAUCCCUUAUAUCUGAUGAAACUAAUCAAUCCAGGAGGCGAUCACAUUCUUCUCUUUCAAAACGACACCUUCGAUGCUCCUUCGAUUCGCACUUGAAUGCCCAAUUGAAUGAGAGAAACCAUAAAACAGUGAAUGCUCAAGAUGAGGGGCAAUUCAGUGAUGCUUCAAUCGAACAGGUGGAUGAACCGGAGGAUUUGAACAUAAAUAUGAACGCGAAGGAUCACUGUCGGCAGUUGCAGCAAACGAAGCUGUUAUUAAACUUAAACGAUUUGGACAAUAUCAAGGAUAUUCAUGAGAUCCUGAAGGAGAAGCAAUAUUACCGAAUUGAUGAAAUGACUAACAAUCUGGAUAUUAGCGCUAACAAUAAACAAGGAUAUAAGGAAUCUGUUCAAAAUGUUAACGACAACAAUGUGCAAGAAGAUGUUACUCCAAUUUGCAGCAUGACUUCCGAUGCGUUAAAGAUUCUCGAUGGUGAGCUUCGCAUGAACUGCUCUAUUACUGGGAACCGAGCGCUGAAUGUAGAUUCAUUUCACGAGAAUACCUGGUGCGACGAUCUCACAGAGGACAUCGAUAAGAUUAGUCAUUGUUCAGGCUGUUCUAUCGCGGCUGAUGAACGAAAACAUGUAGAUACCUUUGUGAUGGUUGAUAUGCCUACAUCGGAGAAUACUGAUCCACCGCUCGCGCACUCUAAAGUAUUCUCCAUUGCUGAAUUGCAGCAACGUGAUAAUAGUCGAGACUCGCCCAGCUUCGAGCUCUUGUCAGAGACACCCUCGCCACGCUCCUCCUCAUGUAUCGAUGAGGAACAUUUUGUAAAUGUCUUUUCAACGAACGAGGAAGAUCUGCAAACGACUGUAGAGAUUCCGAAGACGGUGACAAGCUCAGCCUAUAUGGUAGACAUUUACGGCAAAAUUUAUAAUGAGCACCUGCCGAUUUCCAAUACGAACGUAGAAUUUGAAAAACGAUCCGAUGGAGUCUAUUCCUUUGUAGCAGAGACCUUGCCGGUACGAGAAACCCGUUCUUCAAAGCCGUCACAUACAGAGCAGCAAACGUUCUGCGAACAGAAAAGCUCGCAGUACAACACAACGGAUUCAAACGAUGAGCAAAGCGAGCUUCCAAACUGUUCGAAAAUAGCAGAUGAUCAGCAUCAAGAGUCGUCCGCAGAGUUUCAUUGGAGAAUGAAUUCGCAGUCACAGACUGACGCAAGCGACUUCAUGCAAAGCUUUCACUCACAUACCACAUCGGUCACUGAUAAUAAUAAUGAUUGCUUUUACCAGUCCUGUCAUAGUUAUGCCAAACAGAAGACUAUGACUAAAGACGCUCAAAAAGCGACUACAAUUCCAAGGAAGGUCACAUGGCAUACUACUCGUGAGAAAAAGAGUGGCAGGGCUAGAAUGGACGAGACGUAUCGUGAUGAUUGGAACAAGUUUCGAUCUCAGCAGUCAAGUCGAACGACCGGACUUGACGGGUCCAAUUGGUCGAGGAGUUCAUCUGGUGAACAGGUGCCGAACGCUACCGCUGAUCCUGUUCUCAUUCUACCGGAAACGCUACUUACCAUGGCCGCUCAAGUGGGAUCAAUUGCUUAUGUCACUGCACGUGAUAUGUUCGACAAAUUGCGUUUGCACACGAAGGAGGAUCCUGUUAAACACAGACAUGUGAAAGUAAAUACCGCUACAAAUAACUGCUCUUCUUCAUGGACAACACGUCGUCCCGCUAAUCAGUCAUAAAGGAUCUUAUAUUCAUAGUUGAUAUCACGUUAGACAAGAUUGCUAGGUAGGCAUGCGUUAGACGAGUUGUGGCCAGCGUGCGUAAACGACGAUUUUUGAUUCAUUGUUUGCAAAUAUUAUCAAGCACGAUUUAACCGUAAAAUAUAAUGUGUAAUUCAUUCGCAGCAUUAGGUUUAGUUCUGCGCGAUGAUAUACCUUACAUUCAUGUGCCGAUAAUCGUUAAUCAAUUUAUUCGGCACAGUGAUACGCGGAGUAGAAUUUCAUUAUUAUAUGGGGUGAAAUUUUAACGGUGCCAAAUUGACAGUGAUAGUGAAGAGCACCGAGACAUCUUGCAUGUACAAGUGAUUCUUAAUUGCGCAUAAUAAAUCGAUAUAUAAUAUAGUGCUUCAAAAAUUGGAGCCGAAGAAUGUUGCUGUCGAAUAUUACGCAUCUAUUUAUUAUGUAAGAUUAAGAAUCAUUGUGUGUAUCAUAUGAUUAGUACAGUACUUAUAGUUCACAUUAUACCAGAAAAUGUGAAAACUGGCUAUAACUAUAUUGGAAUUAAGUAAAUUCAUUACGUACGAAAAUUACGAAGAGAAGCGAAGAGAAAGAAAGGAGAGAGAGAGGAAGAGAGAGUAGUGCAAAUGUGAUUAAUCUCAAAUUGCAAGGAGAUAAGAGAGGCUGUGGAUUUCCAAUGAAACGUAAGAUUUUUUGAGAUAGACGUUUUUUUAAUGUGGAUACGAAAGAAAGAAAAUAAUCAGUUUAUUUAUAUAUGUAUGUCUGAUGCGAUAAAAUUGUCCGGUUCUGAUACGGAUGCAGAACAACGCAACCAACUUUAAAUUGUCGAUAUAUAUUUUACCAGAGUCCAAUGUAGAGACCGAAUGCGUUUAAAAAUGAUCAAUGCUGGCGGUAAGUAACAUUCGUUAUAAAUCAGUUGCACAAAAUUGGCCAUUAUCGGUGCUUGUAUAUAAUUUGCACGUGCGUUUAAUAUAUGCUAAUUAUAUAAAAGUGCUCAUUUUUAUUACUUUUAUGUGAUUGAUUUAUGAUCAAUGUUGGUUUGUUGCCGCCGUUGAAUAUUGCUAUCAGACGCACUUAGUCUCUACAUUCAGUUCUGUUGAAAUAUGCGCUGGCAGUUUGGAAAUGGUUUGUGUUGCUUUACAUUCAUAUAAGCCAGAAUCAGACCAUUUCAUUGCACCUGACUGUAUUUUUAUUUAUAGUCUGUACACGUGUAUUAUGCAAAACGAUAUGUCAAUGUUUGAUGAUAAGAAUCUAGCUACACCAGAUAUUCGACACCGUCUUUUCAAGAUAUAUUGAACCACAUGACAUAUGCGUUACACUGUUCUAGAGCUUGUGGAAAUUUAGGAUUUGCAGAAAUAAACGUUUUAGACACAAAAAUUGUGUAAUCCGAGUAUAAA
Harpegnathos saltator (Jerdon's jumping ant) is the source of this 4016-nucleotide messenger RNA. RefSeq lists its product as uncharacterized. The transcript is spliced from 5 exons. Lineage: Eukaryota; Metazoa; Arthropoda; Insecta; Hymenoptera; Formicidae. Gene Ontology annotation, molecular function: protein binding. Bases 172 to 2622 code for a protein of 816 amino acids. The record is from RefSeq and is a predicted model, not a curated record.